CAUUCUUGAACUCUCUUUCACGAACAACCACACCACACCCUUCAAAUUCCUCAAAAUUAUAACUUAGCCUUUUCAUCUUCUUCCUCUUCAUUCAGUCUCAAACCCACCACCCCCCAUCCAAUGGAGGACCGCAACCACAACGACACCGGUUCGGUCCUAUCUAAGAGACCCGAUUCAUUUGGCCGGUUCGGCCGGUUCGGCGGCAAGUAUGUCCCGGAAACUCUUAUGCAUGCACUCACCGAGCUAGAAGCCGCGUUCCAUGCCCUUGCUUCUGAUGAUGAGUACCAGAAAGAGCUUAGUGAGAUUCUGAGGGACUAUGUGGGUAGGGAGAGCCCCCUUUACUUUGCUGAGAGGUUGACAGAGCAUUACAAGCGUGGUGAUGGGGAAGGGCCUCAGGUGUAUCUGAAGAGAGAGGAUCUUAACCACACCGGUGCUCACAAGAUCAACAAUGCUGUUGCUCAGGCUUUGCUUGCCAAGAGGUUGGGGAAGAAGAGGAUCAUUGCUGAGACUGGUGCUGGUCAGCACGGGGUUGCCACUGCCACUGUGUGUGCUCGGCUUGGGCUGGAAUGUGUUGUUUAUAUGGGUGCUCAGGAUAUGGAAAGGCAGGCUUUUAAUGUGUUCAGAAUGCGCCUUCUUGGUGCUGAGGUGAGAGCAGUCCAUUCUGGCACUGCUACGCUGAAGGAUGCUACAUCGGAAGCUAUAAGGGAUUGGGUGACUAAUGUGGAGACAUCACAUUAUAUUUUGGGUUCUGUUGCCGGGCCACAUCCGUAUCCUAUGAUGGUAAGAGAAUUUCAAGCAGUGAUUGGCAAAGAAACAAGAAAGCAAGCAUUGGAAAAGUGGGGAGGGAAGCCAGAUGUGCUGGUAGCUUGUGUUGGUGGAGGUUCAAAUGCCAUGGGACUUUUCCAUGAAUUUGUGGAUGACAAUGAUGUUAGGCUGAUUGGAGUGGAGGCUGCAGGGUUGGGCCUAGAAAGUGGUAAGCAUGCUGCUACAUUAACAAAAGGUGAAAUUGGGGUUUUGCAUGGAGCUAUGAGCUAUCUUUUACAGGAUGAUGAUGGGCAAAUAAUUGAGCCUCACUCUAUCAGUGCAGGGUUGGACUACCCUGGGGUUGGACCAGAGCAUAGUUUCUUGAAAGAUGUAGGGCGUGCUGAAUACUACAGUGUUACUGAUGAAGAAGCCCUGGAAGCCUUUAAGAGACUAUCCCAGCUUGAAGGCAUAAUUCCAGCUCUGGAGACAUCUCAUGCUUUGGCUUAUUUAGAGAAGCUUUGUCCAACCCUUCCAAAUGGAACUAAGGUUGUGGUUAACUGCAGUGGCAGAGGGGAUAAGGACGUUCAAACUGCUAUCAAGUACUUGAAACUUUGAAAUUAGGGGUCUUACACUGCUAUGACAUGAUUGAGUCUCCAGUAUAGUUUGACAGCUUGGUUCUUGAAUGGCUUUCUUUCUUAUUGAGAUUGCUAUGAAGUUCCUGAGUUUGAGGUGGAUCACUUAUGAAAGAAUUGAUUUGGGAAUAGUUCCCUUUGCGAAAAUCAUUGUGUUUAGGAAUUUUGAAAAUGUUAUAAGGAUUUAAAGGAUAUUGUCUUUGUUUUAUUUGUUCCAAAAAAGAAGGAAAUUGCUUGGAAUUCAGCAAAAGUAUGUAUGAUAAACAGAAGAUACAGUUUUGCCAAAAAGAAGCAUU
Gastrolobium bilobum is the source of this 1672-nucleotide messenger RNA. RefSeq names its product tryptophan synthase beta chain 1. Gene Ontology annotation, cellular component: cytoplasm; chloroplast stroma. NCBI's taxonomy places the organism in Eukaryota, Viridiplantae, Streptophyta, Magnoliopsida, Fabales, Fabaceae. The transcript is spliced from 5 exons. Bases 121 to 1359 code for a protein of 412 amino acids. Gene Ontology annotation, molecular function: tryptophan synthase activity. The record is from RefSeq and is a predicted model, not a curated record. Gene Ontology annotation, biological process: L-tryptophan biosynthetic process.